This is a messenger RNA of Indicator indicator, 8487 nucleotides long. It is a transcript of the gene MUC16, whose product is annotated as mucin 16, cell surface associated. NCBI's taxonomy places the organism in Eukaryota, Metazoa, Chordata, Aves, Piciformes, Indicatoridae. The transcript is spliced from 79 exons. Bases 1 to 8487 code for a protein of 2828 amino acids. The record is from RefSeq and is a predicted model, not a curated record.
AUGGAAGGGGCUGCCCGGUACCGGGACCGCGCCGGGACCCCCCCGCCACCACCGCCGCCAGGAGCCGCUUUGUGUCGCCGCCGAGCGCGGACCGGAGCCCCCGGAGCCUCCCCCCGCCCCCUACAGCCCCGUGCCCGCCUCACCGGGGGGGCACCGGGGCAGGAACUGGUGAAGCCUAGCAGAGGCUUUUGUGAUCUGCCAGGUUCAGCAGCAAAUCUCAACCACCCUUUGGAUGGCCUGGAGAAAACAAGGUCUCAAGAGCCAUUUAUGGCUGCUGGUGCUGCUGGUUCAAAUGGAGCUGCCAAGAGCAGCACUACUCAGACAGUGACCACUUCUCUGCCAGCCUCUACUCUGGCCACAACCUCCACCUCCACUGCUCCAGGGAAAGCAACCCUUGAGGCCACCACUGCUGCAAGCUCAACCAUGAUGGAGACCUCCAGCACUAGAGUGACCACCUCUCUGCCAGCCUCUACUCUGGCCACAACCUCCACCUCCAUUGCUCCUGAGACAUCUACCCUUGAGGACACAAUAGCAGCUCCCAGUAUCAGCCCUGCACAAACCUCCUCUACUCAACACACAAGCACAGCUCUGACCACUACUGCUCUGAGCACUACUCAGACAGUGACCACCUCUCUGCCAGCCUCUACUCUGGCCACAACCUCCACCUCCAUUGCUCCUGAGACAUCUACCCUUGAGGCCACCACUGCUACCACUGCUGUGACCAUGAUGGAGACCUCCAGCACUGCUGCCAUGACCACUUCUGCUCCUCACACUACAGCUCACUUCAAAGGCUCUAAUGACAUCUACACCAACCUCUCCUAUGGGCUUGGAACCACCACACCUAUGGUGACAACAACAGCUCCCAGCAGCAGCUUGGCAGACACCUCCUCCUCUGCUCCUCCUGCAAGCACAGCUCUGACCACCACCUUUGCUCCUACUCUCAGCACUUCCAUGGCUCACUUCAAUGGCUGGCUUGGAACCACCACACCAAUGGUGACAACAACAGCUCCCAGCAGCAGCUUGGCAGACACCUCCUCCUCUCACUUCAAAGGCUCUAAUGACAUCUACACCAACCUCUCCUAUGAAGGUGCAACAUCCACUGCAGUCACUCCCAGCUCAUCUACAGAAGCUCUUGGCACCACCACAGCCAUGCACACAACAGCAGCUCCCUCUAGCACAGCAGAAACCUCCUCCUCUACUUCUGCUGCAAGCAGAGCUCUGAUCACCACCUUUGCUCGUACUUUCAGCACUUCAAAUGCUCUAAUGACAUCUACACCAACCUCUCCUAUGAGAGACACCCCUACAUCUACUACCUCUACUCCUAUUCCACCCACAAGCUCUGGGUCUCCUGCUCUUGGCACCGCAACUCUUGUUAGCAGCUCUUCUAGCCUUCCAACAACAGCCACAGCCCUCCAGCGUUUCACCAUCAACUUCACCACCACCAACCUCCCCUACAAUUCUGACCUGCAGAAUCCUGACUCAGCUAAGUUCAGAAGCACACAGAGAGUCAUGAACACCUUGCUGGAGCGGCCAGGGAGGCAAGGGGCCGGGACGGGGGUGGACGCCGUCUGCAGCUACAGGAAGGAGCCCUCUGCCCUGCCCUUGGACAGGGUGGGCCUGUACCACGAAGUCAGCAACAAGACCAAGGGUGUCACAGAGCUGGGGCCCUACAGCCUGGACAGCGACAGCCUCUAUGUCAAUGGUUACAAUGACCAGUCAGCCAGUCGUGACCAGCCAGGGAGGCAAGGGGCCGGGACGGGGGUGGACGCCGUCUGCAGCUACAGGAAGGAGCCCUCUGCCCUGCCCUUGGACAGGGUGGGCCUGUACCACGAAGUCAGCAACAAGACCAAGGGUGUCACAGAGCUGGGGCCCUACAGCCUGGACAGCGACAGCCUCUAUGUCAAUGGUUACAAUGAGCAGCCAGUCCUGACCACUCCCAGCAUCCCAACAACAGCAACUGCAGCCCUCGAACGUUUCACCAUCAACUUCACCACCACCAACCUCCCCUACAACUCUGACCUGCAGAACCCUGACUCAGCUAAGUUCAGAAGCACACAGAGAGUCAUGAACACCUUGACUAAAGAGGCAGAGCUUGGCUCCCUGUGCAGAGAGAAAGAGCUGCCCCAGCACCAGGGCCUGGCCUUGCAGCCAGGGAGGCAAGGGGCCGGGACGGGGGUGGACGCCGUCUGCAGCUACAGGAAGGAGCCCUCUGCCCUGCCCUUGGACAGGGUGGGCCUGUACCACGAAGUCAGCAACAAGACCAAGGGUGUCACAGAGCUGGGGCCCUACAGCCUGGACAGCGACAGCCUCUAUGUCAAUGGUUACAAUGACCAGUCAGGCCAGUCGUGCCCAGUGAGUACUUUCCAGGAGUGGGCUGGGCUUGCUCCCAGCCACCCAACUGCAACAGCCACAGCCCUCCAGCGUUUCACCAUCAACUUCACCACCACCAACCUCCCCUACAACUCUGACCUGCAGAAUCCUGACUCAGCUAAGUUCAGAAGCACACAGAGAGUCAUGAACACCUUGACUAAAGAGGCAGAGCUUGGCUCCCUGUGCAGAGAGAAAGAGCUGCCCCAGCACCAGGGCCUGGCCUUGCAGCCAGGGAGGCAAGGGGCCGGGACGGGGGUGGACGCCGUCUGCAGCUACAGGAAGGAGCCCUCUGCCCUGCCCUUGGACAGGGUGGGCCUGUACCACGAAGUCAGCAACAAGACCAAGGGUGUCACAGAGCUGGGGCCCUACAGCCUGGACAGCGACAGCCUCUAUGUCAAUGCCCCCAGCCACCCAACAACAGCAACUGCAGCCCUCCAGCGUUUCACCAUCAACUUCACCACCACCAACCUCCCCUACAACUCUGACCUGCAGAACCCUGACUCAGCUAAGUUCAGAAGCACACAGAGAGUCAUGAACACCUUGACUAAAGAGGCAGAGCUUGGCUCCCUGUGCAGAGAGAAAGAGCUGCCCCAGCACCAGGGCCUGGCCUUGCAGCCAGGGAGGCAAGGGGCCGGGACGGGGGUGGACGCCGUCUGCAGCUACAGGAAGGAGCCCUCUGCCCUGCCCUUGGACAGGGUGGGCCUGUACCACGAAGUCAGCAACAAGACCAAGGGUGUCACAGAGCUGGGGCCCUACAGCCUGGACAGCGACAGCCUCUAUGUCAAUGGUUACAAUGAACCAGUCAGGCCAGUCGUGCCCACUCCCAGCCACCCAACUGCAACAGCCACAGCCCUCCAGCGUUUCACCAUCAACUUCACCACCACCAACCUCCCCUACAAUUCUGACCUGCAGAAUCCUGACUCAGCUAAGUUCAGAAGCACACAGAGAGUCAUGAACACCUUGACUAAAGAGGCAGAGCUUGGCUCCCUGUGCAGAGAGAAAGAGCUGCCCCAGCACCAGGGCCUGGCCUUGCAGCCAGGGAGGCAAGGGGCCGGGACGGGGGUGGACGCCGUCUGCAGCUACAGGAAGGAGCCCUCUGCCCUGCCCUUGGACAGGGUGGGCCUGUACCACGAAGUCAGCAACAAGACCAAGGGUGUCACAGAGCUGGGGCCCUACAGCCUGGACAGCGACAGCCUCUAUGUCAAUGGUUACAAUGAACCAGUCAGGCCAGUCGUGCCCACCCCCAGCCACCCAACUGCAACAGCCACAGCCCUCCAGCGUUUCACCAUCAACUUCACCACCACCAACCUCCCCUACAAUUCUGACCUGCAGAAUCCUGACUCAGCUAAGUUCAGAAGCACACAGAGAGUCAUGAACACCUUGACUAAAGAGGCAGAGCUUGGCUCCCUGUGCAGAGAGAAAGAGCUGCCCCAGCACCAGGGCCUGGCCUUGCAGCCAGGGAGGCAAGGGGCCGGGACGGGGGUGGACGCCGUCUGCAGCUACAGGAAGGAGCCCUCUGCCCUGCCCUUGGACAGGGUGGGCCUGUACCACGAAGUCAGCAACAAGACCAAGGGUGUCACAGAGCUGGGGCCCUACAGCCUGGACAGCGACAGCCUCUAUGUCAAUGGUUACAAUGAACCAGUCAGGCCAGUCGUGCCCACCCCCAGCCACCCAACUGCAACAGCCACAGCCCUCCAGCGUUUCACCAUCAACUUCACCACCACCAACCUCCCCUACAAUUCUGACCUGCAGAAUCCUGACUCAGCUAAGUUCAGAAGCACACAGAGAGUCAUGAACACCUUGACUAAAGAGGCAGAGCUUGGCUCCCUGUGCAGAGAGAAAGAGCUGCCCCAGCACCAGGGCCUGGCCUUGCAGCCAGGGAGGCAAGGGGCCGGGACGGGGGUGGACGCCGUCUGCAGCUACAGGAAGGAGCCCUCUGCCCUGCCCUUGGACAGGGUGGGCCUGUACCACGAAGUCAGCAACAAGACCAAGGGUGUCACAGAGCUGGGGCCCUACAGCCUGGACAGCGACAGCCUCUAUGUCAAUGGUUACAAUGAACCAGUCAGGCCAGUCGUGCCCACUCCCAGCCACCCAACUGCAACAGCCACAGCCCUCCAGCGUUUCACCAUCAACUUCACCACCACCAACCUCCCCUACAAUUCUGACCUGCAGAAUCCUGACUCAGCUAAGUUCAGAAGCACACAGAGAGUCAUGAACACCUUGACUAAAGAGGCAGAGCUUGGCUCCCUGUGCAGAGAGAAAGAGCUGCCCCAGCACCAGGGCCUGGCCUUGCAGCCAGGGAGGCAAGGGGCCGGGACGGGGGUGGACGCCGUCUGCAGCUACAGGAAGGAGCCCUCUGCCCUGCCCUUGGACAGGGUGGGCCUGUACCACGAAGUCAGCAACAAGACCAAGGGUGUCACAGAGCUGGGGCCCUACAGCCUGGACAGCGACAGCCUCUAUGUCAAUGCUCCCAGCAUCCCAACUGCAACAGCCACAGCCCUCCAGCGUUUCACCAUCAACUUCACCACCACCAACCUCCCCUACAAUUCUGACCUGCAGAAUCCUGACUCAGCUAAGUUCAGAAGCACACAGAGAGUCAUGAACACCUUGACUAAAGAGGCAGAGCUUGGCUCCCUGUGCAGAGAGAAAGAGCUGCCCCAGCACCAGGGCCUGGCCUUGCAGCCAGGGAGGCAAGGGGCCGGGACGGGGGUGGACGCCGUCUGCAGCUACAGGAAGGAGCCCUCUGCCCUGCCCUUGGACAGGGUGGGCCUGUACCACGAAGUCAGCAACAAGACCAAGGGUGUCACAGAGCUGGGGCCCUACAGCCUGGACAGCGACAGCCUCUAUGUCAAUGGUUACAAUGAGCAGCCAGUCCUGACCACUCCCAGCAUCCCAACAACAGCAACUGCAGCCCUCGAACGUUUCACCAUCAACUUCACCACCACCAACCUCCCCUACAACUCUGACCUGCAGAACCCUGACUCAGCUAAGUUCAGAAGCACACAGAGAGUCAUGAACACCUUGCUGGAGCGGCCAGGGAGGCAAGGGGCCGGGACGGGGGUGGACGCCGUCUGCAGCUACAGGAAGGAGCCCUCUGCCCUGCCCUUGGACAGGGUGGGCCUGUACCACGAAGUCAGCAACAAGACCAAGGGUGUCACAGAGCUGGGGCCCUACAGCCUGGACAGCGACAGCCUCUAUGUCAAUGGUUACAAUGAACCAGUCAGGCCAGUCGUGCCCACCCCCAGCCACCCAACUGCAACAGCCACAGCCCUCCAGCGUUUCACCAUCAACUUCACCACCACCAACCUCCCCUACAAUUCUGACCUGCAGAAUCCUGACUCAGCUAAGUUCAGAAGCACACAGAGAGUCAUGAACACCUUGACUAAAGAGGCAGAGCUUGGCUCCCUGUGCAGAGAGAAAGAGCUGCCCCAGCACCAGGGCCUGGCCUUGCAGCCAGGGAGGCAAGGGGCCGGGACGGGGGUGGACGCCGUCUGCAGCUACAGGAAGGAGCCCUCUGCCCUGCCCUUGGACAGGGUGGGCCUGUACCACGAAGUCAGCAACAAGACCAAGGGUGUCACAGAGCUGGGGCCCUACAGCCUGGACAGCGACAGCCUCUAUGUCAAUGGUUACAAUGAGCAGCCAGUCCGGACCACUCCCAGCAUCCCAACAACAGCAACUGCAGCCCUCGAACGUUUCACCAUCAACUUCACCACCACCAACCUCCCCUACAACUCUGACCUGCAGAACCCUGACUCAGCUAAGUUCAGAAGCACACAGAGAGUCAUGAACACCUUGCUGGAGCGGCCAGGGAGGCAAGGGGCCGGGACGGGGGUGGACGCCGUCUGCAGCUACAGGAAGGAGCCCUCUGCCCUGCCCUUGGACAGGGUGGGCCUGUACCACGAAGUCAGCAACAAGACCAAGGGUGUCACAGAGCUGGGGCCCUACAGCCUGGACAGCGACAGCCUCUAUGUCAAUGGUUACAAUGAACCAGUCAGGCCAGUCGUGCCCACCCCCAGCCACCCAACUGCAACAGCCACAGCCCUCCAGCGUUUCACCAUCAACUUCACCACCACCAACCUCCCCUACAAUUCUGACCUGCAGAAUCCUGACUCAGCUAAGUUCAGAAGCACACAGAGAGUCAUGAACACCUUGCUGGAGCGGCCAGGGAGGCAAGGGGCCGGGACGGGGGUGGACGCCGUCUGCAGCUACAGGAAGGAGCCCUCUGCCCUGCCCUUGGACAGGGUGGGCCUGUACCACGAAGUCAGCAACAAGACCAAGGGUGUCACAGAGCUGGGGCCCUACAGCCUGGACAGCGACAGCCUCUAUGUCAAUGGUUACAAUGAACCAGUCAGGCCAGUCGUGCCCACCCCCAGCCACCCAACUGCAACAGCCACAGCCCUCCAGCGUUUCACCAUCAACUUCACCACCACCAACCUCCCCUACAAUUCUGACCUGCAGAAUCCUGACUCAGCUAAGUUCAGAAGCACACAGAGAGUCAUGAACACCUUGACUAAAGAGGCAGAGCUUGGCUCCCUGUGCAGAGAGAAAGAGCUGCCCCAGCACCAGGGCCUGGCCUUGCAGCCAGGGAGGCAAGGGGCCGGGACGGGGGUGGACGCCGUCUGCAGCUACAGGAAGGAGCCCUCUGCCCUGCCCUUGGACAGGGUGGGCCUGUACCACGAAGUCAGCAACAAGACCAAGGGUGUCACAGAGCUGGGGCCCUACAGCCUGGACAGCGACAGCCUCUAUGUCAAUGGUUACAACAAACCACUUCACAGUCCAGUUCUGAGAACAACUGCUGCCCCCAGGCCAGCAGCCAGGAAUUUCACUCUCAAUUUCACCUUGACCAACCUCCGCUACACAGCAGACCUGAGUGACCCAAGGUCCCGCAGGUUCAUCUCCACAGUCAAAGUCAUCAACCACUAUAUUGACCUCCUUUUCCAAAGAAGCAGCAUAGGCUCUGUCUACACAGGAUGUAAACGGAUGAGAUUUAGGUCUAGCAGACCCAGGGAUAACACAGGCAUAGACACCAUCUGCAGCUACCAAACCAAUGCCAGCCUUGCCAAGUUCAACAGAGAAAAGCUUUACCAUGAGCUGAGCACCAUGACAGAGGCUGUCACCAAACUGGGGCACUACAGCCUGGACAAGAACAGCCUCUAUGUUGAUGAAGCAGCUGUCAUCAGGAAGCCUGCCAGGAGUGAGCCUCCAGCCAAAGAGGGCUACAGGCUGAGCUUUAGGAUUGUCAAUGAAAAUCUGACCAACCCAGACUCUCAGUCUCCAGAGUACAAAGCAGCAGUGGAAAGCAUCAGCCACAAGAUGAAUCAACUCUACCGACAGAGCAACCUGCGAGGGCAGUUCCUGAACUGCAGCAUCACCAGCCUGAGGGCUGGAUCCAUAGUGGUUGACUGCAACUGCUUCUUCCAGUCAGAGCCCAGCAUCAACAGGGCUGUAGUCGAAAGGGCUUUCCAGGAUGGGGCUUCCAACACAACUGGCCUGUGGCUGGGAAGCAGUUACCAGCUGCAAGGAUUCUCAGUGGACAGCUUGGAACUAGCAGUUGAAGCAGUAACUCACAAACCCCCCCUUAAGUCUGGGAAAGAAAACUUCAGAUUAAACUUCAGAAUCUCCAACCUGCCCUACUCCCCAGACCUGCAGGACCCCAGCUCCCAGAGACACCAAGUGAACAAAGAGAACAUUGAGAAAGAGCUGGAAGUAUUCAGGACCAGCAGCCUGAAGGAAUACUUUGUUGGUUGUACUGUUGAGAGCUUUGGGCCUGUCCAUGGGAAGCCUCACACAGACGUUGUCUCCAGCUGCAAAUUCCUAGUGGAUUCCUCAAGGGCCUUGCAAAAGCAGGAGGUGUUUGAGGAGCUGACACGCCUGACACAGGGCUUCACCAGGCUGGGCUCCAGCUAUCAGCUGGAAGAGCAGAGUCUGGUUGUUGAAGAGCUUCAGUUCUGGGCAAUCAUCCUCAUCUGUGUUUUCACUCUGCUUGGCUUCAUUCUCCUCCUCUUGUUAUGCCUCCUGAUUGCUUCUUGCCUGAGAAGGAAGUCAGAUCUCUACCGGGUUCAACAGGGCAUGUAUGGGGUCUACUUCCCACACCUGAACACAAGGAAAGUGCAUUGA